Molecule: messenger RNA, 2303 nt
Organism: Tricharina praecox
Lineage: Eukaryota; Fungi; Ascomycota; Pezizomycetes; Pezizales; Pyronemataceae
Exons: 2
Coding region: 91-2235 (714 amino acids)
Source: RefSeq, a predicted model, not a curated record
CACCUUCCACCACGCGUUUUCGGAUUUAACUCUCCCACCUUUACCUUUGACAACUCUCGUUCAGUUGUCUCUGUCUCGACUCCUCGAACGAUGACCCCGCGGAUCUUCCCACCAAUACCGAUCCCCAGCAGCACGGAUGCCGACCUCCUCCCGUCGGACAUAAUCUGCUUUGGCAGCGACGAUGAAUGCGAUGAGGGUGCACGGGACCGCCGCAUCGUCAUGAUUGCUGAGAACUAUCUGCGCGGCUAUGGCGUGUACAUGCACUCUGCGGUGAAUGUAGCGCCGAAGAAGAUGGAGAAACAGGAGGACCCCAGGAUCGUAGACUAUUUUGCGAAGGCGAAGGUUGGGACUGGGAAGAGCGCGGAGAAGAGGGUGGGAACUACUACUACUACUACAAUGGCAACCACAACUGCAACUACAAUGGCAACUACAACUACAGAACCCUCCUCCUCUUCCGGCUCCCCCAACUCCUCCGGUCCCUCCUCCGACUCACUACCACUCCCUCGAAACCUGCAGCCCGACCCGGCGCCCACCCAGCAGCUCCCAAUACCCGUCAACAUCACCGUCGACAUCCGGAUCGCCUCCUCGCCGCCUCCGUCGUCGCAACCUCGACGCAAACGAAAGCUCGAGGUCGAGAUUGGAAACGGUCAGGAGAAGGAGGAGACGGAGAAGGAGACCAAGAAAUAUACCCCCAUGAUUAUCGACUGGAAAAAGAAGCGGCCCAAGAUCGAUUUUGCCGCGCUCAGUCCGGUGGUCGCGAAGCGCCGUCGUAAGGAGAGUGACAAGAACAAGGACAGUGGGGCCGCGGGGAGGAGGAGUAGGAGCAGGAGGGUCACUGCUAGUGGCGAGAGGGAGAUGCAAACGGAGGCGGGGGAGAAGGUCAAGGGAAAGGCUGGUGCGAAACGGAAGGAGACUCCUAUAGAGGAGACGAAGGGAAAGGCUAGUGCGAAACGGAAGCAGACGCCUAUGGACGAGACGAUACAUGUUGCCAUGAAUGCGGGGGAAGCAGGUCCUUCCGGGAGUGCGGAUAAGGAGAAGAGGAGAGGAAGCAGAGGAGUCAGCGGUGGUGUCAAUUCGCCGGACAGAUCAGCACAAGCUACAGAAGAGAAGGAGACGACGGUGGAGAAGGCCGCUGUCGGCAAACCGGCGGAACCGGAGGAGGAAAAGGCGCUACAGGCCUCCGCCCGGAAUGCCGAAGGUGUCGACAAUGGCGGGGAGAAGAUGAGGACCGGGAGCGGGAUUGGCAUCUCCACACCUGCGAGGAAAUCCACAUCACCUUCCGUGGAGGAUACAAUCCAAGUAGCCUCGGUCUCAAGGAAAUCAUCACCGUCGAAGCCCGUUACCACCAACUCCCCCUCGAAGUCCCCGGAGCCUGCUACCUCGACAAACCCCCACGUAACACUCACCCAUCCAGUGCAACCCACACCGCACCGAACCUCGAGCGAAACCCGCGAAACCGAAGAAAUCUGCAGCCAAGUGAUCAGCAACUACAUCCAGCACAUGGCGGCGCCACCAGAGACGCCUUAUACAUGGCAAUCGACGCAGGCACAGCUGCUCGCCGCACAGGACGGCUUCUUCAACGCGAUGGCCGACUCGCCGAUCCGCUUCGAUUACACCACUCCCGAGGGCCGAAAGAAAUCCCAGCUGAACAACAGUGCCACUCCAGACCUGUCAUGGGGGAUCCUACCAUCAACCAUGGCACACCCACCACUCCAGGUCGCACCCUCAACAAUCGGCAAACCACCGCCCAGCACCUCCCCCUGGACAGCCUCUAAACCCCCACCACCUGCACCCGCACCCAAAACCCCAGGCGACUUUCUACAAGACACUCCAGUCAUCCGACCUCCGCCCCUACCCGCCACACCACUAAGCAACGGCUUCACCCUCUCCGCCCCGUCAACCAGCGAACUGACGCCCUUCGGCGCCUUCGCCACGCCCGCCUCCCUCCCCUCCUCCGCCUCGCAAUCCCGCUGCGGCCAGCCCGCGCAGCCCCUGCUAAGCCUGAGCUUUGAAAACUCCCCCGAGAACAUCAACUCGCCAAGCCCUAGCGGCCUCAGCGGCCCCAGCUCGCCGUCCCCCGACGACUCGGUCCACGAGAUGAUGGGCAUCAUGGGCAGCGGCGUGUGGGACAUCGAUGAAGAGCUGAGGAAGAUGGCGGGGAGCUCGACACCUACCUCUACUACGGGGAACAAGAAGAGGAGGCCGAGGCAGAGGCAGAAGGUGAGCGGAAAGUGACGAGGUGAUGCGUUUGAUGAUGCGUGCGUUUUCCUUUUCCUUUUCCUUUUCCUUUUCUCUUUUCCUUU